This is a messenger RNA of Vitis vinifera (wine grape), 1012 nucleotides long. RefSeq names its product mediator of RNA polymerase II transcription subunit 10b. Gene Ontology annotation, biological process: positive regulation of transcription by RNA polymerase II. Bases 214 to 798 code for a protein of 194 amino acids. Lineage: Eukaryota; Viridiplantae; Streptophyta; Magnoliopsida; Vitales; Vitaceae. The transcript is spliced from 6 exons. Gene Ontology annotation, cellular component: mediator complex; chromatin. Gene Ontology annotation, molecular function: transcription coregulator activity. The record is from RefSeq and is a predicted model, not a curated record.
GUCCAUUGGGCUAUCCUCCGGUUCGCUGCCCAAUUGAAACGACGUGGCUUUAGCCUCUCAGCUUUUCAGUUUUCUUCGGUUUUUCCCCAAAGCGUGGUAGAUUCAUACUUUCAUCGUCUCUUUCGCUCUGUCUUUCGUUCUAGGGUUCCAGCGACCACAAUAAGUCUGAAAAGACUUCAGCUCAGCGAUUCGGCGAAUCUGAGAACUAAGGAGAUGGAAUCGUCGCAAAACGCAGCUUCAGGAACUGGCGUGAGUGGUGGAAAUGGUAUUACAAUUCCGCAAAUCAACGCCGCAGCAGCGGCGGCAACUGCAGGGGCAGGUUCGGAAGAUCCGAAGCAAAACCUGAAUCAGGUCAUCAACUCGAUCCAGAAGACGCUGGGACUUCUCCAUCAGCUCUACCUGACAGUCUCCUCCUUCAACGUGGCCUCUCAGCUUCCUCUCCUCCAACGCCUGAAUGCGCUUGUCUCGGAGCUUGAUAACAUGACUAAGUUGUCUGAGAAGUGCAACAUCCAGGUUCCCAUGGAAGUGCUCAACUUAAUUGAUGAGGGGAAGAAUCCUGAUGAAUUCACGAGGGAUGUUUUGAAUAGCUGCAUUGCAAAGAAUCAGAUCACCAAAGGCAAAACGGACUCCUUCAAGGGUUUACGCAGACAUCUCUUGGAGGAACUUGAGCAAGCAUUUCCUGAUGAAGUGGAAUCAUACAGGGAGAUACGUGCGGCUUCUGCUGCUGAGUCAAAACGACUUGCACAAGCACAAAGCGUAUUGCCAAAUGGAGAUUUGAAGGUGAAAACUGAGCUGUAGCUGACCAUGUUGUUGAUGGAUCAGGUUUAUAUAGUCUGCUUAUUGUUGACAAUGUCUAUAGUCAUGUUUUGUAUACAAUGCAAAAUGGUUUACUUUAUACACUGUAGCAGCAUUUGUAGAUGAAUUUCCUUCAACCCUGCUAAUGAGGAAUUGAGAUGUACCCACUUGUGAAUUCUUCACAAUAGUUAAUUUGGAAAUUCUUUUUGAUGGUUCA